AUGGAACAAGAAGGAUUAUGCGAUGACGCUUUAGAACUCGAAAACCUUGUAUCCCAAAUGAAAGAAUUGAUGGUUGAACAUGUAAACUAUAGUCGAAAACCGGAUGCAUUGGUUUUAGAUUACAAAUCUCCCGAAGAAUUAAAAAAAAUAAUGGAUUUGGAAUUAGGUUACGAAGGUGUUGGGGUUGUAGGUUUAAUGCCAAUAAUACAAAACAUAUUGAAAUAUAGUGUCAAUACAUGGCAUCCGGGGUUUCUGGGAAAAUUAUAUGCUAGUACAAAUCCUAUUGGUAUCAUAUCUGAAAUGUUGAUAUCAUUAUUGAAUGGGAAUGCACACGUUUAUCAUGUUUCACCCGCAAUGACAAUGAUUGAAAAUACCGUUUCACACAAUUUGGCAACAUUAUUAGGAAUGGGAGAAGAAUCUGGAGGAAUCACGUGCCCAGGUGGUUCAUUUUCUAAUCAACUUGCCAUGAUAACAGCGCGGACUUGUAUGUUUCCCGAGAUUAAAACUAAAGGUUAUCAUGCUUUUGGAAAAAAAUUGGUGGUUUUUACUUCGGUCGCUGGGCAUUAUUCUGUUGAAAAAACAGCUAUGACGUUAGGUUUGGGUAUCGAUAGUGUGAUUAAAGUACCAUGUGAUGAUCAAGGAAGGAUGAGGACUGAUGAAUUAGAGCGAUUGAUCAAAAAAUCUAUUCAACAAGGAGAAAUCCCAUUUUUUAUUAAUGCUACAGCCGGUACCACUGGGUCAUUUGAUCCAUUAAAUGAGAUAGGAAAAAUAGCUAAACGAUACAAUCUCUGGUUUCAUAUUGAUGGAUCUUGGGGUGGAAGUCUAGUGUUUUCUGACAAGCAUAGACAUAUGAUAGAUGGUGCUAGUCUAGCUGAUACAUUUGUAUUAAACCCUCAUAAAAUGUUAGGUACACCAUUACAAUGUUCAUUUUUACUUGCAAGAGAUAAAAAAAUAUUUCUACAAUCAAAUUCUUUAAAAGCUGAGUAUUUAUUUCGUCACGAAGACGAUUUAGGUGAUGGUACAGUUGGGUGUGGUCGUCGUCCAGAUGCAAUAAAAUUAUUUAUAGGUUGGAAAAUAUAUGGUAUACAAGGAUAUCAAAUGCGAAUUGAACACGCAUUUAAAAUGACUAAAUAUUUAACUUUAAUUGUUAAGAAUAAUCAACGAUUUAAAUUAGUAUUGGAUGAACCACCAAGUUUACAAGUUUGCUUUUGGUAUUUGCCUAUUGGAAUCGAUUUUAACUUAGAAAAUAAAAAAUUUAAAAAAAUGAUGUCGAUGAUCACCAAAGAAAUGUAUAGAAGAAUAAUGCAUCAUGGAAAAUUUUUGUUAGAUUAUUCACCUAUAAUUCUUGGUGAAAAAGAAUUACCAUGUUUUUUCAGGAUUGCUUUGAAUGCGCCUUCAAUUUGUGAAAAGCAUUUAGAAGGUUUAGUAAGCGAAAUUGAAAAAAUGGGAGAAGAUAUUUUAGAAUGGUUCGAAGAAUAUGGAGACGAAAAUAACGAUGAGAUGAGAAAUGGUGUGAAUGGAAAUUGA
Molecule: messenger RNA, 1527 nt
Organism: Dentiscutata erythropus
Lineage: Eukaryota; Fungi; Glomeromycota; Glomeromycetes; Diversisporales; Gigasporaceae
Source: the annotation of a GenBank genome assembly